AUGGAAGGCAGUGUCUGGGUCACAAAUCUGCCGCAUCAGAGCCUGGGCUUCAUAUUAGCAGAUGCUGGAUAUGAUGUUUGGAUUGGAAACAACAGAGGAAACUCCUGGUCUAGAAGACACCAAAACCUUUCAAUUGAAGAAGAAGCAUUCUGGGAUUUUAGGUAAGUUCAUUUGGUGUGUAAUCACUGGAAUUCACCAUUCAAUGAGAUUUAUUCUUUUGCAGUUGAGUGACUGGAAUUUGGCAUUCAGUGUUAUUUUGUAGUUCAAGCAUGCUCACCCUUGCCUACUUUAUUAUGCAUUGAAUAGACUUGAUGAAGGCUAAUGUUGGGCUAUAGUCAGCCAUUAAAGUAAUUCUAUAUGUGUGCUAAAUGGUUUUUAGUUCUUAUCCAGGCCAUAAAAUUUAUAGACACAUCCAUGAAAUGAUUUCACUGCAAUCCCUUCAUCGACAGUCUGAUUUUAUGGUCCAGGAAAAGUUUUACCAUCUGACUUUGCUGUGAUUCUGUAAACGGAAACCUUCUUCUUAGUAAAUGUGCUCAUGGUUUUAGUGUUAAUUUGUUGUAUCGCAGCCUGGGCACAGCUGGCCCUAGUAAGUUUCUCUUUCCCCUCAUCUUGUCACCUAAUUUUAGGUAUUUGAUGGUAAAUUCUGCUUAAUCUUCCCUUUUGUUCCUUAAAUAUUUUUAGUAGUGCUUUCUAGAGAAAGAGCUUAUGCUUGUAACCAAAGAUUAUGAGUGCACUUAAUUCUCAUUUACUUUGUUUUGUGGUUUUCAGUUUUCAUGAGAUGGGAAUCUAUGACCUUCCUGCCAUGGUAGACUUCAUUCUGCAGAAAACUGGACAGAAGAACAUCUAUUAUGUCUGCCAUUCUCAAGGAUGCUCUGUGGGUAUGAUAACUAUAAACCUUGGCAUGCACUCUAUAGAGGGCCAGUUUGGCAUGGGAUGGUCCAAUGUUGAACUAGUUCUUGGUCAUAUAAAGAAUUCAGAUUAAGGCAUAAAAACCACAUCAUUUUUUGAAUGCACCAGGUAUCUACUGUAGAUGGCACCAGAUAUCUACUGAAGUUUUAGUUAUCCAAGAACCUGUGAUAGGUUUGCUGUCUUUAUAAGAAACAUAGUACUCUUUGGAUAUUUAUUUGAAUGCACGAAAGGGGAAGUGGGAUUGUGUGUUGCUGAUCUCUUGCAUAAGCCUUUUAUUGAGCCUGAAAGUGUAUGUGUGGGGAACAAUUUCUACAUAAUUGGGAAGUAAGGUUUCAGGGGCAUGAUUACAUUGAGAGAGCCUUCCACGCGGGCUUAAAAAAUAUUUCUAAUUGAUGUAGAAAUGAGGAGAACUGAAUUUAAGAUUGGAAAAAUGAGAAUCUGAGAGUAAAUGAAAUUGAUAUGUAGGAUAGAGGGCUUCCCAACUCUGCCCCAUCGCAAAGCACAUAGGCUUCAAACAUGUAUCUAUUCAUCUGACAUAAAGUCUAUGUCAUUUUGUUGCAAUGGUGGUAAUUAUGUCAUUUAGUGAGGUUCCAAUUCCAUCCUAUAAAUUAGCUUUGUAUAUUGCAUGUAGUCUAACUCUUCCAUUUUGAAAAAGAAUUGUGCCGCAUGAAAUGAAUGUUAAUUUUGCUCAACUAUGUUUUAAAGUAAGAGUCUGCCUAUAAAUGCUGCAUUACUUAAAUUCAAAACUAAGGGAUGCUAAACUGAAUUUCCCACUCCUCUCUAGCUUUUGCGGCAUUUUCUAUUUUACCUCAAAUGGCUGAAAAAAUUAAGAUGUUUUUUGCCCUGGCCCCUUCCUAUACGUUGCAGUACACUAUCAGUGUCCCACUACAAAUCAUACGCUUUCCAGCAGCACUGGUGAAGGUAUGUGUGCAAUCAUUAUCUUUUCACAAUUUUCAUAAGCUCUAAUUGACAUGACAUAAUGGGAGAUGUCUAAUUUUAUGGCUCAAGCCCAGUUUUUUUGUAGGUAAAUUAGCUGGGAAAACAUGGUGUGUGGUUUUUUUUGGGGGGGGGGGUUAAUUAAUAAUUUAGAUUCCAACACCCUUAAAUUUUCAGACAUGCAAUUUGUUUUUCACUAAAAUGUUAUCAUGGCUAUCAAAUGACAGAAAAGAAAGCACGAAGGAUAAACUAUUUUUUAAAAAGUACCCUCUUGAGACUGGAUAUAUAGAGUCCAAAUUAUGAAGACCAAGGAUCAUAACACAGAAGACCAGACAAGAUGUUUUGGCUCACCUUAUAAGGAUAUAAAAAGAAUGGUCUACUGAGUGAUCUGGUGCCAUUGAGCUUCUGUCACAACAUUAGUGUCACUGCAGUUUACCAAGAUAUGCAAGACAAGCAAUGGCAAGGUUUGAGCUUCAUGGAUAUAUUAGGAGAGCCAACCCACACAGUGCAAACUAAAUCAAUCAGUCAAAUCAACUUGCACCCAACCUUUCUGAAGUUAAAACUCUUCAUUUGGAAGAUACGUAUAAUAUUUCUACCUUUUAAAGAAUAACUUCUGAAAGAUUCCAAUAGAUUCAUCUUUUUCCCCUUGUUUUGUAAUGCGAUAACUUUGCAAUUUUUAUAUUUGGCGAUUAAAACCUUUUAAAAAAUCAGCAACAAAAAACCCCUUAAUAUGAACCAGCUACAGGGACAUUUAAACUGCCCCAUUUAAGAAAUGCCUUUGAGAGAUUGGGAUUAUGAAAUAUCUCUGGCUUUCUGCAGGCUAUAUUUGGCACAAAGGAAUUUUGUCUGCUGAGUCCAAAACUGAAAGCCCUUCUGGCCCGAAAGUGCAGCCGUCGCCUGGUAGAUGAGCUUUGCAAACAAGCUCUUUUUCUUGUCAGUGGAUUCAAUGAAAAAAAUCUAAAUGCGGUAUGUCUCUUCAUUUAUUUAUCAUAUUUAUGACUGGGGUGUAUGGGGUGUUAAAGGAGAGGUAGUACUUCUGUUGGGGGACACGUUGUGCCAGUGUGGUGUAGUGUGGUGGAGAGCCAGUGUGGUGUAGUGGUUAAGAGCGGUAGACUCGUAAUCUGGGGAACCGGGUUCGCAUCUCCGCUCCUCCACAUGCAGCUGCUGGGUGACCUUGGGCCAGUCACACUUCUUUGAAGUCUCUCAGCCCCACUCACCUCACAGAGUGUUUGUUGUGGGGGAGGAAGGGAAAGGAGAAUGUUAGCCACUUUGAGACUCCUUUGGGUAGUGAUAAAGCGGGAUAUCAAAUCCAAACUCUUCUUCUCCUCCUCCUUCUGGGGUAGUUUGUACACCAUUGGUCCCCCCACCCUACAGUCAGCUUUCACCUGGCCUGCUAAAUCAGGUGAGGGUAAGCAAUGGGUCUCAAACCUUUGGUGAGUUAGAGAUUUCCCUUGCAUGCAUAGACAGGCUGUGGCAGACUGAGUGGACAAGACCAGUAUUGGAUCCAAUGCUCAAGAAGGCAGUUUCUGCACAUGCUGAAGAGGGAAGUGAGGGGCAGAUGGGGCUUGUCAAAUGGAAGAAGGGGCUCUGCAGGCCCACGAGCAAGGAUGGGGGAGACCCUGGCCGAAUCAAGACUCCAUAUAACAUCAGGGAGCUCUAGACAUGUCACUGAAUGGGCAGGUGGGUGGUGGUGGGCACAGACAACAGGUGUGUCCUGGGUGGGGAAAUAGGCCAGAUAGCCAUGAGCCAACUCCUUGUGGCACAUAAGGGCUGUUCAUUUGAAGGGUUGUUCACAGUUAUUUGAAUCAUAAAAUCCUAGAACUGUGGAGUUCAGGCACCCAGCUGGUUCACACAACUCAUUCAUGAUAUACCAGUUGCUAUGAACUGCAUGUCAGGGUUUCCUCAGCAUCAGUUUUGCACUUCAGAAAAACAUGUAAUAACAUAUAUCUGCUUUUGUCCUCUGCCAACAGUCCAGUACAAUGAGUUUUGGUUAAGUGAAAUGACUUCUAAAUUUACCAUUCCCUUACAGAGUCGGACUGAUGUAUAUGUAUCACGAUUCCCAGAUUAUACGUCUGUGAAAAAUAUGAUCCACUGGGGCCAGGUAGAGAUACUAAGAUCUCCCUUCUCUCUCUCAUUCUCUCUCUGUUGAAUGUUGUCUGCCUUAUAAAAACUUAGAUAUUGUUUGAAUAGAAGGGAGCCAGAAUAGAUUGUAGCUGAGUUUCCAGUGUAAAAUGACACAAAAAACGCUGUGAAAAAUGAUUUGAAAAAUGUAUUGAAUUUUACAUAAGCUCACUAUUGUCAUCUAGUGACAAAUUUGUAUAAUGCACUUAAAACAAACUUUUAACGUUAUAUUUGCAGCUGUAUAGCUGAGUCCCCAAUUUAGCAGUGGCAAAACCAGAACCAACAAGCCAUUGUAACCCAGACACUGCCUAAAUUGGCCUUACCAUGAGGUAAAGUGAAGCUGUCAACUUAGGUGGUAGGUGCUGGAGGUGCAGCAGCAGAAGCCCACCUCAUGUUUAAGCCAGUGCCCCUGUCCUGAGCCUGUGUCCCAGUAGCAGUAAUGUUUGCUUAUUGCUAAACUGGGCUGUAUGGAAGUCUUGCCUAUUUACUUUCUCCCAACGCAUCAAAGAGAACACCAUUAAGAAAGGUCCUUGGCUGAGUGAGCAGGAAAAGAGGCAGCUACUAGCCUGGCCCACGGCAUUUGUUUGAGUGGGAAGUGUGCAAGAUUCAAGCAAAGUGCUGGAGGAGAGAGCUGUGUGGGCUGCCUUGUGGCCCUUAAGCUGGCCUGCUGCCCUCAUGUGCAGCAUAAGUUGCUCUCCAUUGCUAGAGUUCCAGCAAGAUUCAACUGCCGGUGCAAUCACCAUUGUUCCACCUGCCUUGCUCCACCUUCCAGCCCUAGGAAUCCUCAUAAGGGAGCUGUGCUUAGAGGAAGAACUGUGAGGGGAGAGACUUCAUCAGGCAAGGCCUCCUUCUACCUGCCUUGCCCCACCCUCCAGUCUCUGCUUCUCAAUUUGUAUUGUAUUAUUUUAUGCACUGUGGCUUGCCGUUGUUUUUAUUGAUGAUAGUUUAUAAAUUAUUUAUUGUAAUUUAAGGGUGGAUUUUUGUUUAAUUUUUAUAUGCUGAUAUUUAAUAUUCUAUACUAUUCUAAUGGAUUGUUGAAUAUUACUUUAUUUGAUAUAAGUUGCUUAUUUUAUUAUCACAUUUUUGUGUUGGAUUAGAUUGUUAUAAGGUGUACAUACAAGGUGUCAUAAGGUGUACAUUCUUUGUUUCUUCAGCUUGUAAACCACCUUGGGUAUAGUAAAAUAGAAAGGUGGUAUACAAAUUAAAUGUUAAAUGAAAUGAAAGUGAAAGAUACUCUCAGUGAGUGCCCUCUCCCAACAUCUUCCUCUUGGGUUAGCUUUGCUUGUCGUUCGAUUUCGUUGGCGGGCUGUAUACUCACCUAUCUAUUUUGUUUUCUAGACAGCUAUGGCAGGUCAAUUCAGAUAUUUUGACUGUGGCUCAAAGAACAUAGAUAUAUACAACCAGGUAGGAAUUUGCUGGAUUUUUGUGUUGUCUGCAAAGGUGAUUAAAAGUGAGGGUGUGUUCCAAGGGGCAGUUUAAAUUGGAUUUGAUACAUCCCUUGUGUGCAUUUUUUGUGCAUCAUCCACACAACACCAUCCUCGUUCAAGUAGCAGUCCACACGUCCCUCAAAUUACUUCUGAUUUUCACAACUUAUUGAUAAUCCAAUAAAAGAACUGAAUUUAAAAUCACUUGGUUUACUUUGGUGAAAGUUUGUUGUGUGCAGUUUCAUAGAUUAUUUUUUUUAAGCUGCAGAUGUGUACAUGUAUCUAGGUGAUAUUCAAUCUGUCUCUUCCUAGACGACUCCUCCCUUGUACAGAAUUGAAGCUAUCACCAUCCCAACAGCGAUGUGGAGUGGAGGACAGGACUGGGUUUCGCAGCCCAAGGAAAUUGCAGAAUUGCGGCCUCGAAUUACUAAUCUCAUUCAUGACACAGAGUUCCCUAAGUGGAACCACUGGGAUUUCAUCUGGGGCCUCGAUGCUUUUCAGUUGAUGUACCCAGAAAUACUUGACCUGAUGGAGAAGUAGCUGGGAAACUGUUUGGUUAUUAUUGCUCUAUUAAUGGUGAAAUCAAGGUGGGAUUCUGAGAUCCCCACAAUCUUCAGAAAUAAAGUUUAAAUAUAUGUCACCUCAUUUUGAUUAUUAAAUUAGUCUUGCUUGCAAACCUCCUAGACAGUCCUUCUCCAAGGUAGCCAGAAAGGAUCACAAUGAAAAUCAGCUCCAAAAAGGACUGAAAUGAAAAGAAGUUUUUUAGACCCAGGCCAAGGUAUGAGCACCACUAGGUAUUAAUGUAAGAUCAGCAAGGAGGUUUUAUUUAUUUAUUGCAUCAGGAAAGUACCCUAUGUAGAGUGAUACAUUAUAUCCUAUUGAAUUUCCUGGAAAAAACUAGUUUUUGAUUUAAAUAUAUAAUAGUGUGACAAGUAUAUGUGAUAAAAUGUCUAGUUAGACAUUUGCAAUGAGUCACUGAGGUUUAUUGUUUUGUCAGUAAGCUUAAGUACAUAGUCAAAAUUAAGUUGCAUUUGUAUACAUAAAAAUGCAAGUACAUCUCCCUGAACAUUCUAAAGCGUGAAUAAUGAAUACAUUGUGUUCUGUUUCUGCCAAAAUGGAGAUGUGAAGCUUUUUUGCACCCAGAUCCAUUGCCAAAAAGUAAGCAAAACACUUUUGAAGAACACUUGCUUCCUGCUGAAUGCAGUCUUCCUGUCUCAAAAAAACACAAUAAUCUAACUUUUUAUCAUCCAAAGCAUUUCUAUAUUCUAAAGUAAAGGAACAGGUUUUCCAACCAAAGUACAAAAAAUGAUGGUUUCAUUUGAGGCAGAGCACAUCAAAACACAUUUGCAAUGCAUGUUUCAGUCCUGAAAAUGUGCAGUGAUAAUCUCUACUCCUGUAGAGUACAUUGUACUAGACCAAUCAUAAUUAACUUCUGCUGUGUCUGAGAUUAGGGAGCACAUCUUCCUCAUCUGGGGAGAAUGUGAAGUUAUAUCCAGGGCAGUGUUGACCCCAAGUGUUUCGUUUCAAAAAUUCACAACACUCACAAAAAACCUAAGCAAAAAUGACAACACCAACAUUUUCCUCCAUUCAUUUUCAUUGGAGAUACUUUGAACUUAAGCUAGGUGAAGGGCUUGUUGGUAGAAGAUCCACACACCUUUUCUGAAAAUACCUAGAACUGCAUGUGGCUCAGAUUCAUCUCCCCCGGACCCUGGGGACUCACAAAGUCUCCUGUGGGACCUGAAAGGUGACAAAACUGAGUUCCAGUUAGUUCCAGCUGAAAAAAAGGCCUGGAUCAUCACCAAGCUGUUCUUGAGCUCAAAUCAUUACAAAUAUACUGCAAAUGUGGGCUUGAAUUGCAAGAUAAUGUUAGGAAAUUUGUUCCCCACCUGUCUGGUAAAGUCACCUGCACUCCUCUCAAAAAACUUCUGCAGAGGAGAAAUAUAUAACACAUUUGGAAUAUGUAAAGAUUUAAAAGUUUAAUUAAAAAUUGACAAAGGAAACACAAACUUCUGGCUGCCCUCCUGAACAAUGAGGGAUGGGGAAUACAGAAGGGAAAUUGCCCUGCAUUGGGUAGAUUACAGCCAUAGUGAUAUUAAAAAAAAAUAAAAUUGUAUUUAGUUGCCGAGAAGACUAAUUUGCCUCUUAAGUCCUUAAGCCACAACAUUUGUUGUUGUUGUUUAGUUGUGUCCAGCUCUUCAUGACCCCAUGGAUCAGAGCACGCCAGGCACUCCUGUCUUCCACUGCCUCCCACAGUUUGGUCAAAAUCAUGCUGGUAGCUUCGAGAACACUAUCCAACCAUCUCGUCCUCUGUCAUCCCCUUCUCCUUGUGCCCUCUAUCUUUCCCAACAUCAGGGUCUUUUCCAGGGAGUCUUCUCUUCUCAUGAGGUGGCCAAAGUAUUGGAGUCUCAGCUUCAGGAUCUGUCCUUCCAGUGAGCACUCAGUGCUGAUUUCCUUAAGAAUAGAUAGGUUUGAUCUUCUUGCAGUCCACGGGACUCUCAAGAGUCUCCUCCAGCACCAUAAUUCAAAAGCAUCAAUUCUUCGGCGAUCAGCCUUCUUUAUGGUCCAGCUCUCACUUCCAUACAUCACUACUGGGAAAACUUAGCUUUAACUAUACGGACCUUUGUUGGCAAGGUGAUGUCUCUGCUUUUUAAGAUGCUGUCUAGGUUUGUCAUUGCUUUUCUCCCAAGAAGCAGGCGUCUUUCACAACAUAGCACCCAGAAAUUAAAAAUGGGUUUGCUGUGCCUCUUUAGUCAGUUAUUAUGUUCCAGGCAAAUCUGAUCUAAUGAAUAAGCGCUGCUUCCAUUUCAUCAUUUUUAAUCCCACCAAACCUGUUGUAUAAUUAAAUGCUGCACUGCUACAAUGACUUGCUUCCUUGCAGUUUGUUACAUUCUAGAUCUUAUGCAACAUUUAUUCAAGGUCCCAGCUCCAUCUGAGUACCAACGGCAGGUAAGCAAAGGGCUAUUUUUUCAAAACAAAACAAAACAAAGCACUGAUCUUCUUAAUUUGAGUAUGGUGAUAUAUUCUUGCCAUUUUUCAGAUUGUACUCUUAAUGAAAAUAUAACUGAUUAUUAAUUAUCAUAAGGCUCAAUCCUGUAAAUGUCAAAUCUCAAUGAACGAAUAAUGCUUAAUAUAAUGUCAUACAUGUUUAAGCCCCAAUGAAAUUUGCAGGAUUAAAGCACUUCACACUGUGAGAUUUACAGUGGAAUCCUAUGCAUGUCUCUACAUAGAAGUAAGCUCCCUUGAGUUCAGUGGAGCUUGCGUCUAGGUAAGUGUAUGUAGCAUUGAUCUUUUUGCUUGCUAACCUGUACUCAUCUGUAAGUCCCAUUGAACCCAGAAGGACUUACUUUUGAGUACAAAAUCUGCAUGUACUUUUUUUAGACUGACUUAAAGAAAGCAGCUGGAAAAAAAUUGUUUGGGCUUCCAGAAAAGAAUAUGGGGAAAUUCUCAUGCAAUUUUGUAUUUUUAUAAAUAAAAUUAAGUAAUCUUUGAAAAGCAUUUCUAUACCAGCCUCUUACAAAAUGUAAGGGCAAUGUACAGCCACAUAAAAACACUGAAAAGCAAUACAAUGCAAUCAUUAAAAUUAUUCCUUAUGCCUGUGUUGUUGUAUGUUACACUGCAAAAUAAUAGGAUCCUCUAGAAAUAUAUAUUGGGGGAACAGAUGAAGUCCCACAAUUGGAGUACCUGAAUGAAUGUCCAAUAGUGAAGUGCAAAUAUGAUCAUUGGAUUCAGUCCUGCAAGAAUUUGUACAGUGAACUUUUGCUCGGGCCCAUUAUCUUAUUUUAUAAAUUGUGGGGUACAUAUUUGUGUUUUGGAUGAAAUUCAAUAUCUAUCAUUCACCCCAUAUUUGCCUUUAUUCUAAUGUUUCUAUUAGUUGCCAAGCAACAUUAAGAGAUUUCAGAUUAUGGUGUCUCCACCAUUUGGAACAACAGUGGACCUAGCUAGACAUGGCAUUAAUUACAUUGUAACAUGGUUUUAAAAGUUUUGAAAGCAGGAAGUGGGUUGUCAUUUGACAUCACAGCAUCUUGGGAGGGGGUUUGAAGCCUUCUCAGUCAAAAUCUUGGUGGAAAUUACCCUCCACCUCCCUUUUGGCAAUUGGCACCAACAAAGAAAAUCCUAUUGGACAUGAGAAGUCGCAGGAGAUUGGUCACUGGCCUGGGAAAUUCUACUAAAAAAAUAAAAUUAAAUUAAGAGUGUUGGGGUUUUUUUGUGUCAUGUACUAGGCAAGAUUUUCCUUAUAUCCCAUUGAAGUGAGAUGCAGUUUGCAUCAUAAUUUUGGGUACUGUGUUUUCUCCUCACUGUUGUUCUCAGGAAUGUGCAAUUCUCUUAUUAAUUGGUGAAGUGAUGGCAAAUCAGUGGCACAGAUAAUUUUGGCAGUAGUUGGUUAAUUCUAGAGCUGGAACUAACUUUUCCAAAUUUCGGAAUGUGAAUUUUGUCUCACACCAAGUGUUGAUACCAAAAUUUGAUUUUUGACAAGUUGAACAAAAUAAUUAUUCACUGUAUUACAUUGCGUGCCCAGGUGGAGACCCCCCGACCCCAGGCGACACCCGGGGGGAAUAAUGACACAUGACAUGUAUUAUGGGAUUAAAAUUGUCCACAACUUUAUUAAACUUUCAGAUGUAGGAAGACCUUGGCUUAGGCAUUGGGCAUUUAUACCUCUCAGUCCCUGGGCGGGGAUCUGGGGCACAUCAGGGUUAACCAAUCUAUCUGGGGAUUGGGCUGGCUCUGAAUGACGUAUGUUUAAGCAGAGAGCCCGCCCCCCCAUUUCACUGCAACACAGGGGAGUGCACUGACAACCUUUCAGCGUAUGGCCAGUGACUCCCCUCAACACAGCUCAUUUAAUGGGGAACCCUGGGAUUGAACCCACGGGGGGGGGGGUGUCACCAUUUCAUGCCCCUUCCCCAUUGAGGGAAGAAAGACUAAAGGAUUCUGCUCAAGGCCUGAAACCGCCAAAGUUGUGAUGUUUUGCUAUGGGGAAGGUGAAACCUGCCAAUUUAGUGAAAAUUCCUUCCCGGUCCUUUAACAGCAACCAUUGCAAGACCGUAGCAGCGGUUGAAUACCUGUAAAGAAAAAGUUAACCUGCAAUAAAAGGCCUAAACGAAGUGAGGGUAUGGCAGGUGAAACUCUGGAGCUGACUGAGAGCUCCUAGGUAGGCUCUACCCCCUUAUAUGCUUAAAGAGUGGACCCUACCCUUACUUGGUCUGCUCCCCUGGCUCCACCUCCCCAGUCACGAUUGGUUAUUUAAACUGAGGUUUGCCAGAACCUCAAGGUUCAUGACUGGGGAGGUGCUCCAAGAGUGCUCUGCCGGGAGUCAUGUAGGAUUGGGGGUGCUGCGCAUGCAAAGGGUGCCCUCUGUUUGAUGUAGAGUGCAGCCAUUCUACUCUGUGGCAUCUAUCAAAUAUUGCCAAAUACCAAUCGCCACUGUACACCUGCUGUCUCAUAAGGUCUCCAUAUGUCAAAUACAAAUGUAAAAACCUUUAAGAAUAUUGUAAUUCAUUGAUAUUGUAUUUCUUUGAAACUACUGGUAUUGCUUUACCCAGGCCUACAAUGUGGCUCGUUUUGAUAGUGGCUUGCUUAAUCCAAGAGGCUUCCGCUGCAGAAGAAGUUAUAAGUGGAAGACAUUUGAAUCCUCAGGAAUUUAUGACUGUUGUAAGUUGCUUAUUCAAAUGCAUUUCCUGCAGAAUUUCAGAUCCUGUGUGGGUUAUCCCAAAGAAACAGAUUAUUCAUUUGCAAGUGUUUGACACAAGCCAUCUUUUCUGGUUAGGUGAAUGACUGAGUCGGGCUAAUUUAUGCCCUGCUGAAAGUUCAGAGGGCCUAGCUUAAUGUAAAUGUUGACUUUGAGCCUGCCUGUGUUUACAGGAGAUUAUUACCUGAAGGCAAACAUGAGUCCAUUAUGAAAAACUUGGCAUACAUCUUAUGUAUUUCUCUGUGCUGGUUUACCACACAAAUCAAGCAAUUUGCGUUAAAGUAGCACAGAAUGAUUCUUCUUUGACUGUUUUGCACCAGCAUGGAGAAAACCAGAGGCAAUCAGCAUGCUGGGCCACUGCGCACAAAAAUAUUGGCCAAAUGUUGAUUGAUGCUGUUAGGACAAAGACAGCCAAAAUGGAUUCCAAUUCCCAUCAGUUCUAGCUGGCAUGGCUAAUGAUCAGAGAAGAUGGGGGUUGUAGUUCAAAAAUAAAAUAAAAUUGGAGGGUCCCACAUUGCCUAUCCCUUUGUUAGAUGGAAUUAAAACCAGCCUCUUUGACAACUCUAAUGUGUGAACUGGGCUUUAGCUUUGAGCUUUUUGGUGUUUACUAUUUCUAUACUUUCCCUCUUGUGCUGCUGUUAGGGGACUCCUUUCUCACAAGAGUUGAAUGUGGGGCUACCAGGACGAUAGUGGAGGAAGGCCGCUAGCGUAUUUCUCAGAAUCUGCUCCUGUAUUCAUUGAAUACAUGAAAGUGUUCCCAUGAACACCUCUCUGAACUUUGCCAAAGCUAACCCCUGCUCUGCUGAACUCCUGAAGUACACCCAUAUGGAAGGAAACAAGUCUAGAAUCUGGAAAUGUUGAGGAUCAGAGCUUUUUUCAGCAGGAACUCACCGGAACUCAGUUCCUGCACCUCUCAGCUGGGCACCAUUGCCACUCAUGGUGAGGUCCAGCACUUCUUUCUCUAGAAAAAUAGCACUGUUGAGACUGGUGGCAAUAUUUAGCAAUUAGAUUAGAGCGCCUGGGAAACUGGCGUCUGGGAUUUUAAAAAAUUUAAUAGGAAAUGUCUGGGAUUUUGUCUGUUCCCUGGAUUUGUACUUCUUGAAAUAUGGCAACGCUAAAUUAGAUAGAACCAUAGCUUCAUAGAGUUGGAAGGGAUCAUUGAGAUAAUCCAGCCUAAUCCAAACCCCCUGCUUGAUGCAACAAAUCCAGAGCUAUAGCACAUCCCCUGCUUAAAGAUCACCAGCAAGGGAGGUGACACUCCCCUUCUUGGUAAUUGCUUCUGUUCUUGAAUAUUGUAAGCCAUUUUGAGACCUGAUGGGUACUAAAUUGAAAACAACAGCAACAGCUGAAGCCUGUAGAUCUAAUUCUGCCCUCUGUGGCAGCAGAGAACGUGUUCUUUCCCUCUGGUAACCCUUCAGUGCUUUUGAAUCUUCAAAGCCUUUCAAAUGUGCUAUUUCAUUAUUUCAAGAAACAACCCUUACUGCAACCCUGUGAAGUGUGUAAGUAUUACUACCUGCUAACUGCUGAUGCAAAAACCUGAUACUGAGAGCUACCUAGUAACCUGUGAUUAAGGUGAGACUUGAACUCAGCAUUUUCUAGUUCAGUGAAGAUAACACAGUUCUCAAAAUUAAGUUCUUGGAGCAAAUUAGAAAGUGAUUUUUUUUGUUUUUAGAUUUGUUCACUUUUAUGUCCUUGUUUUAAGAAAGCUAAAAGCAGGGGUGGGAAACCUGUUGGUUCUGCAGAUGCUGGACUCAACAACCUCAGUCAACCUGGUCCCUGGGCAAGGAUUAUGCAAGUUGCAGUCCACCCACCAACAUGUGAAUGGUGCCUGUGGCUUAGGGGCUGGCUCAUAAAGUUAUUUAUCUUGGCUAUGCAUAUAUGCCUUGGGGUGUGGGAUGGGGUCAUGAUUUCUUUUUCUCCCAAUCUGCAGAAUGAAGUCAUUAAAUACUGGGGAUACCCCAGUGAAGAGCAUGAAAUUCUGACAGAGGAUGGCUAUUACUUACAAGCAAACAGAAUUCCUUGUGGAAUGAACAGUUCUAGCAAGACAGGUAAUUUUGGAAUGUAACAGCUGUGCAUUUGGAUUCAUAUAAUACCUUAACUUUCUUUUUUGUAAGUUGUUUGAGCUUCAUUGUGUGGGUGGGAAGGUCCCAGCAAAAGCUAUAAUUAAUAAAUAAAUAAACUAAACUGUCCCUGUUCGCUAGGGAGAAUUCCUGUCUUCUCAAACCUUACCUUGUUAAAAACUGUUUCAUUUAUUUUAUUGUAUGGCUUUCUGGAUCAACAAUGCUCACUCCUUUGUCAUGCUGAAUAAAAUGGGGGUAGUCAAAAUCACACUCUGCUGUGGAUUACAGCUCCCAUCAUCUCUGACCAUUGGCUAUGCUGACUGGGGCCCAAUGGAGAUGGAAGCCAAAACAUCUGGAGAGCACCAGGUUGGCUACCCCAUCUUAAGCUUGAUUAUAGCCGCAUGUACUUAUCCUGGAAUGAAACAGAAAUGAGAUGCUUCCUGUUUAAAUAUUACACGAUAUUCACUUUCUGAGUGGAUGCGCAUGGGAUCAGGCUAUAAAUAUUCAUUCAUUUAGACAUGCUUAAGAUCAAAACAAAUGUUUACUAACAUAUCCUGAUUCUGAAGCCAGGCUAUAGCUGAGUAAUCUCUGAAAGACAUCAGCAGCAGUGUCUAAUGUGAAAGGUGGGGCAGGGUUAGUGGUCCUUCAUGUAUGAGGAGUACCAUAACAACAUCUCUCUUCUUAUCUGUGAAAUGUUAGGUGGUAAGAAGAGGUGCAAAAGAAUUACAGGAACAAGUACCCAUGUCUGGCCUAGAAAAAGUGACAUUUGUUCAGUAACUCUGGAAGUUCAGGUGUAUCCUGCUGGAGUCAGCACUACAAAGCAUCACGGUGGGCAGGUUUGAUUCUCCAGUAUAAGGCAGAGAGGUCACCCCCAGAUUAUAUUUCUUUGCUUUCUUUUCCAGGGCCUAAGCCCGUUGUUUUACUAGUACAUGGCUUGCUUGCUGAAGGUAGGUGCUGGAUUGCCAAUCUUCCCAACAACAGCCUGGGAUUCUUCCUAGCAGAUGCUGGCUAUGAUGUUUGGAUAAUAAAUACUAGAGGGAGCAGCUGGUCUAGAAGACACAAGACCUUAUCAAUUGACCAAGAAGAAUUUUGGAAUUUCAGGUAUGUUAAAAAGACAUUUUGGAGCUUAGACAAGAAGUACGCUUUUCCUGACUGCUGUCCUUGACAUACAUCUAUAGCAAUCUUAUCUUGUAGGGAAAGCACUUCACUCUUGGACAGGGCUUUGAAGCAUGGCAGAAGAUGUUCCAAUUGAGGUCUUGUAGCAAUAUAUAUGACUCUGCAUAACUCUGUACUGUUAACCUCUUAGCAAUUUCUACGCUACUCCCAUGUUACAGAAUUACAUGCAAUAUAAUUGUAUAUACAAUACAAAUAAAAGAGCCAAGCCCUAUGAGUGGUACUGUUUUUCUAUGCAUAAUUUUAUAAAUAUUAAUACCUAAUACCUUGCAUGUAUUGUUGUAUGUGUUUAUGCCCUGAUUACUUUAGUAAAUCUGGCAUGUAUAUGCAUAUGAUAUCUGUAUAUUAUUACACAUAUAACCCCAGUUACUUAAGAUUAAGCCCCACUGAACUUACUUUGAAUUGACAUGGUUAGUAGUAUGCUGUUAGAUGUUUACCUUAAAAAGGAAGGGGAAGAGUAACAUGGAAGGUCUACAGGUUUCCCUAGCCUUGUUUUACACUGUGGCAGUUGUUUGUCUAAGCGAGAAAGAGGUUCUUCCAGGAUCUUGUGUUUCUGUAUCUAAGCGUAGGUGGGCAAUACAACUACUGUGUUUUGUAUGUCUGUAUUUCAGUUUUCAUGAAAUAGCAAUAUACGAUAUUCCAGCAACUAUAGACUUCAUCCUAAAGAAAACUAGGCAAGAAAAAUUAUAUUAUAUUGGCCAUUCCCAAGGUGGGACACUAGGUAAGUUAUGAUCAAGUUAUUGAAACGUAUUUCAUCCUUGUAGCCUUUGUUAAUUGCGUUGGGACUAGAAGUUGAAUAUGCAGUACUGAGUCUCUAGGAAGACUCAUCCACUGAAACUAAGGUGAACCCUUCUGUUGUUGAACCCUGCAUGUAUGCUUUAUUGCAAAUGGUUUGCAACUCAGGGACAGCAUAAAGAGCCACUUACACACUUGUUGUUUAGUCGUUUAGUCGUGUCCGACUCUAGAAAGAGAUCAUUGCUUAAGGUGAAAGCCAAUUAGGGUUGCUCUGAUGAUUAAAAGCAUCUAUUCGUGGAACAGAAUCACAAACUGGUGUGGAAGUGUGGAAAACUGAAUUUUGGACUGGGAAAAUUAGGAAGAGAGAGAAUCUGAAAUUGACCAAUUGGUUAAUCCCUAGUGUAAGCCCCACUGCAUUCUGUAGGACUUCUAAGUAGCCCGGAAAGGAGUGCACUGUUAAGGAUUCAUAGGAGCAUAAGAACAAUGCAAGUAUUGUUUCCCACCCCAAUGUACUGUUCCAAAUACUUACGGCUCCCAUUUAUGGAAUGCUUUGGGGUUGUUUUUUGCAGGUUUUAUUACCUUUUCCAUCAUUCCUCAGCUUGCUCCGAAAAUCAGUCUCUAUCUGUCAUUUGCUCCUGGCUACACAUUGGUAAACAGCAAAGGACUUUUCUAUAAACUUUUGGUAAUUCCUGAUGGACUCAGAAGAGUAAGUAUUUCUUACAUGAUUUAAUUACAGUGGACUCAAUAUCAUUAUUUCUGAAUAGUUUUGAGUGUUGGGUGAUUCCCCUUUGUCCAAUUUGCAAGUGAGCUGGAUAAAAGAAGGGAUCUCCAAACACUCAUCCAUUAUUGUGUUAUGACUGUGAUAAAGAGCUAAAGGUAAUUAGACAUGCUUCUAAGCAGAUUUGGAAUUAUUUGCGCAUUUUUGUAUUUCAGCUCAUAUGGGGCAAUAAAGAAUACUGUCUUCUUAGCAAGGAAUUGAAAGCCCUUACUGCCAAGAUAUGCAGCUACCCAGUUAUAGACAAAUGGUGCCUCCGGUUCCUUUCCCUUGGGGUGGGAUUUAACGAGAAAAACUAUAAUGUGGUAGGUGCUUUCUCUUUAUAUCUUUUGACACAAGAAAAAGAGAAGUGAACUUCUACACAUGAAUACAGUAUGGAGCAGCAGCAGCAGCAGCAGCAGCAGCAGCACUAUAGCAGCCCAGCACACACUAAACAAUUGUUUUCAUGUUAUAUUUUGCAUAUUGAAUUCUAAUAAAGAACCUGGGCCCUGAAGUCUGAAGAGGGGAGGUCAGCUUGAAGUUUUACUGAUGAGUGUGGCCCACUGGGUGAGCCCUCUCUAUAGUGUACCCCAAGUAGCAGAGCGCCUUCCAUUUAGAUGAGAUUUCUCUGUAUGUUUAAAGUUGCUAUUGAAUAUUUAUAGGAUGGUGCUCUGCAACAUAAAAUAAGCUAUGCAAGAUGUUAUUUGUAGAGUAUAAGAUCAGAACGUAAAGCAUAUGGGUAUCAUAUUAAGCACUGGUAUUGUGCUGGUUCAUGCUGCAGUGUUGCCCCUAACCAGUCAUGGAAAAGAAUUAGGAAUGAAAAGAGCUUGCUACACAAAAGCAUCAUUGGAAGAGAGCAAAAUAAGAGAGACUGUGGAAUGUGUUUGCUGUUUUCAUACAACUUAAGGCAGGACAACUUACCUUGUUUUUCCAGAGUCGAGCAGACGUGUAUGUUGGAAUCUUUCCUGAUUUUUCUUCUGUCAAAGCAGUGGACCACUGGGGCCAGGUAGAUUUUGAUAACUGUCUUCAGAGCAGUGCCAAGGCCUUAGUCCAAAGUCUGGUAUUUGGACUGAAUGUGCCAUUUAGAGUAUGUGUUUAUAAAUAAUCAAGUGCGCAGGGCAUACCUUCCAAAUGUCCCAAUUUUCCAGGGACAGUCCCCAAAUUAUGAAAGCUAUUCCUGCUUCAGAUUUGAUCCUGGAAUGUCCCUCAUUCCCCCACCAGUGCUGCUACCACCAAACUUGGGGAGGUGGAUAAGCAAGUGGUUGUACCGAGUGGCAGUGUCUGCGGCUGAGAGGGAGCCUCCUACCAUGGGCAGCUCGUAGCAGCUGCUGGAGAGCAGCGAAGAGGAAGAGGGGCUGCCACCGUGGCGGCCCAGCCUUUUGUGAAGUGCCUGCUCUGAGGGGCAGGCAGAGGGCAGGGCUUGGAGCAGAGCACAAGGAGUCUUUAUUUGUUUAUUUUAUAAAAAGGGUUCAUCCCCCCCAUCUACAUCUAAUCUCGCCCCUUUCGAAAACUUAUAUUUUAGUGUAUAUUUUUCUUUUUGUGAAUUUACCAAAGAAUAAAAUAAAAUAAAAUUAGAAUGAAGGGGUAGUGGAGGGCAUGUGUACUGCAUCCCAUCGGUGCAGUGCUGGCACUCAUUUUCCUCCUGGUAGGAAAUGCUCUGCGGUGGCGGGGAAGGGCAAAAAAAAAAAUGAGGUGUCAAGGAGGGUCAGUUGGGGGAGAGUGAGAAAUGCCCCUAUUUUCAUCUGAGGAAUUUUGGAGGGUAUGCUAGGUUGGUUAGUAGAGUCCUUAGUUAUACAUAUAUUACACCCAGUGCUUUUUUCUGGGGGGGAGGAAGCAGGGGUACGUGUACCCCUAAACAUUCUGUGUUGCCCUGACCGACUGACCGACGGACGAACCAACAUGCCAGCUGUCUCUUCAGUAGCAGCGUGGACUGGAGCUCUAUCAUUCUCCUUACCGGUGGCCGGGGAGGGGAGUCUGGGGUGGCAAUGGUGGGGGCAACAGUCUCCUCCUCCUCUUCUUCCUCCUCCUCCUCAUUGUGGGCUACAGCCAGCCAGCUAGCACUCUCCCCUUCUCUCUCAAGCCGACUCUGCUGUGGGCCUUUCCGUACUCUCAGUGCCACCUCCUCAAGUCCCCUCAUCUAGGGGUUGGGAAGGUGUUGGGGGACAGGAAGGGGGCUGAGGGGGAGGGGGAGCAGCCAAAAUGAGAGUUCUCCUAAAUAUUUUUUUUUAGAAAAAAAGCACUGAUUACACCAAUAUUUAAAGAUCAGCACAGGCCCUAGACAACUUGGGACUAGGAUACCAUUAUAUGCCCUCAAAAGAUUGCUAAGAUUUUCAGCAGAGGCCUACUGGCUAUACCAUGAUAAAUGGAAUGCCAACUUGUGACAUCAAGGAAGUGAUAUUCACCCUCUGGAGUAUGCGCCACAUGCCACUUUCCCAGUGGAAACAAUAGUUACAAAAAUAGUAAAAUAGUUUGGCUUUUAUUUAUAUAUGUUAAUUGUUUUAUUGUUUUAGUUUAUGACAAAUAUUUCUAUCAUCUAGCUAUCUAUCAUCUAUCUAUCUAUCUAUCUAUCUAUCUAUCUAUCUAUCUAUCAUCAUCUAUCUAUCAUCUAUCUUUCUAUGUAAACCACUUAGGGAUCAUGUAUAUUUAGUGAUAUAAAAUAUUAUAUAUUAAUUCCUUAAAUAAAUUAAAUAUUUUUACACAUAUUUUUUAAGGGGCUCCACUAUUUUAAGCAAGAGGUUUCAUAAAUAUUGCAUGAGGAGGAAUUCUAGCAAUUCACAUCACCUGAAUUUGUAUUAGCACAUGACUAUGUUUCAAAAUUAAAAUUUUCAAACUCUACAUAAUUCUUGUCCUUCUUCUAGGUCACUAGGACGCAUAAAUUUAGAUUUUUUGACUAUGGAUGCAGGAACAAAGUUGUAUACAAUAUGGUAAGGAAAAGGAUGAGUUUGGGUUCUGUUUUAAAAUUCCGCGUUAAAAAAAUGCUGUAAUGUUUGAAUUCUUGCACACUUCCUUCAGGGACUCUUAAAGACUGAGAGAACAUCAAAGAAGUACACAGAAUUAUGGGUUGUAUCCAACACUGUGCACACAGAGUUCCACUUGCAUAAUUAGGGAUCCCCUACCUCUGCUCUGGGGCCUCUCUCAAUCCUUGGCACAGAUUUUAAGAGUGUGCUGCUUAGCAGAAGUUCAGUAGUACAUGCAGAGGUCUAUAGCACAAACAGAUCUGCAGGGCUGGAUACGAUCCAAUGGUUUUAUUUCUAUGGAAGCAAACAGACAAAUAACAAAUAUGCAUUCCAGUCUGGAUCCUGACCUUUGCUUCUUUUAAUUUCCUUACUAGAUGUCCAUCUACUUUCUUAAAAAAAACAGCAGGACCCCAUCAUAUUUCUUCUUGAGUAAUCAGUUCUUUCAUUUUUAAUAUUGCAACAUGUUUUCACAUGCAUAAGUACUCUACUUUUUCAUUUUGUACCCUCCAUGAUUGUUAUUCUCAUUAAUGUCUUUACAAUUCUUUUCAUCUUGUCAGCAUCAUCAUUUUAACUGUGAUGUGUUCACUAAAUAUUCCUUAUCUGUGGGAAUCAACAGAGAUUCUUGUACCAUUUGUUAAGAAGCUGUUUUUCCCACUGGGGAGCAGAGAUGGUCAGCUUAAGAUGAGAACUUUCGUUGAAUUUAGCAUGUAUAAAUUAUUGUGUGAAUCUGAUUGGCAGGUUUAGCACGGUGCCCUCUGCACAUUAGAGAAAUCAUUUUCUCUUCUCAACAUUAAAAUGCUAGAAUUUCCUAAAUAAAGGAGUCAGUAAAAUUUCGUAAUGUUCUUCCUCAGGUUGUAGUAAACUAUUGUAGGAUACUAUUAACAGUCACUAAGUAAAUGUUGAUCAAAUAUGAAAUAUGUAAAUUAAAUUCCUGCAUUGAUAUCCAUUUUUGCUAUUACAUGCUUAUGGGAUCGUCACUCCACACAUUCCUUGCUGAUCUUGAUUCACAUGAUCCGGAGCAUAAUAUUAUACAUUAGAGUAAUUAAUCUUCAACUACCAAAUUAAUGGAUCUCCAAAAAUGUACUUCAUGUAACUAACAUUUUAACACAGGAGGUUUUGCUAUGUAUUAUUGGCCCAGGGAAAACAUGCAAGUACUAAAGAGGGGUAAAUGCAUAAAGGGAAAAAUAAUAGUUUUUCCGAUGCCAUACAUCCCAGAAGACUGAAGGUUCAGAAUGAGGAAAUGUCAGAAAGGUACAAAAAUAUGUCAGCGUCAUCACUGAAACCUAUUUCUGUUUUAUUUUUCACCCCCAGACCACACCCCCAUUUUAUAAAAUAGAAUGCAUGGAAGUGCCAACAGCUUUGUGGAGUGGAGGACAGGACAUUAUGGAAGACGUAAAGGAUAUUCAACUCUUAAUCCCUCGAAUCCCUCAUUUAGUUUUUUACAAGAAUAUCCCUGAUUGGCAGCAUCUGGAUUAUAUCUUUGGUCUUGAUGCUCCAAAGCGGCUAUACCCUGAUGUGCUUAAACUGAUGCAGAAGUUCAAAUAA
Molecule: messenger RNA, 20297 nt
Organism: Podarcis lilfordi (Lilford's wall lizard)
Lineage: Eukaryota; Metazoa; Chordata; Lepidosauria; Squamata; Lacertidae
Source: the annotation of a GenBank genome assembly